AUGUGGGGACGACCACGAAGGACUACUGCUAAACUGAAGCCGCGGAGAUUCGCAGAGCUCCUGAACUUGGGCAAGAAUUACCCUCAGGGUUAUCCAUACUUCCAGACUCACCUGCACAAAGCAUUCGCCAGUCAGACCGGUCUUCAAGAUGAAAAGGAUAUCAGGAAGGGCAUAGAGAGGGCCGAAUAUGUGAAGAAGGAGAUUGAGGCACUGUAA
Letharia lupina is the source of this 216-nucleotide messenger RNA. RefSeq lists its product as uncharacterized. Gene Ontology annotation, biological process: respiratory electron transport chain. NCBI's taxonomy places the organism in Eukaryota, Fungi, Ascomycota, Lecanoromycetes, Lecanorales, Parmeliaceae. The transcript is spliced from 2 exons. Gene Ontology annotation, cellular component: mitochondrion. Bases 1 to 216 code for a protein of 71 amino acids. The record is from RefSeq and is a predicted model, not a curated record.